CCUGUUUGACAGGUAGGGUGUAUGUGAGAACAGCCUGUCCCACCCAUAGGCAGAGCGACCGGAUAAAAGGAGGUGGCCAGCAGCAGACAAGCACACAGUGGGACUUUGACUCUCCCUUGUGAGUGACCUCCUCCUCCACUCCACUCCUCUCCUCUCUCGAUCAGCGCUCUACCUUGCUCCACUUUCUUCACAAACCUGACUAAAACACAGAAGACAACAUGAGCAUCAGAACAGUGAAGAAGUCCUACUCCAGCCAGUCAGCUUAUGGCGUUCCCGGGAGCUCCAGCCGAAUGAGCACAGUAACCAGCUCUCGCCGUUCCGGUGUGGGCUCCGGCUUUGGCCAGGGUGGCGGCGGCGGCGGCGGCUACAGCUUCAGCAGCAGCAGCAGCAGCAUGGGUGGAGGUUUUGGAGGAGGAUUUGGCGGAGGAUAUGGUGGAGGCUUCGGUGGUGGAAUGGGUGGUGGAAUGGGUGGUGGAAUGGGCAUGGGUGGCGGAAUGGGCAUGGGUGGUGGAAUGGGCAUGGGUGGCGGUGGUGGCUUCAUCCCACCACCGAUCACUGCCGUGACAGUGAACCAAAGCCUCCUGGCCCCACUUAACCUGGAGAUUGACCCCACCAUCCAGGCUGUGCGCACCCAAGAGAAAGAGCAGAUCAAGACCCUCAACAACCGCUUUGCAUCCUUCAUCGAUAAGGUACGCUUCCUGGAGCAGCAAAACAAAAUGCUGGAGACCAAGUGGAGUCUGCUACAGGAGCAGACCACCACCCGGUCCAACAUCGACGCCAUGUUCGAGGCUUACAUCGCCAACCUGCGCAGACAGCUGGACGGCCUGGGCAACGAGAAGGUUAAGCUGGAGGGAGAGCUCAAGAACAUGCAGAAUCUGGUUGAGGACUUUAAGAAGAAGUAUGAAGAUGAGAUCAACAAGCGUGCUGCAGCUGAGAACGAGUUUGUCCUCCUUAAGAAGGAUGUUGAUGCUGCCUACAUGAACAAGAUUGAGCUUGAGGCUAAGGUUGAUGCCCUUCAGGAUGAGAUUAACUUCCUCAGGGCAGUCUACGAGGCUGAGCUGAAUGAGCUGCAAAGCCAGAUCAAGGACACAUCCGUCAUUGUGGAGAUGGACAACAGCAGGAACCUGGACAUGGACGCCAUUGUGGCUGAAGUGCGUGCUCAGUAUGAGGACAUUGCCAGCCGCAGCCGUGCUGAGGCAGAGAGCUGGUACAAACAGAAGUUCGAGGAAAUACAGACUUCAGCUGGUAGGGCCGGUGACGAUGUGCGCUCAACCAAGGCUGAAAUUGCUGAGCUCAGCAGAAUGAUUGCCCGUCUGCAGAAUGAGAUCGAGUCCGUCAAGGGACAGCGUCUAAACCUCGAGGCCCAGAUUGCCGACGCAGAGGAGCGCGGUGAGCAGGCAGUGAGGGAUGCUAAGCUGCGCAUCAAGGAACUGGAGGAGGCCCUUCAGAAGGCCAAGCAGAACAUGGCCAAACAGGUGCGUGAGUACCAGGAGCUGAUGAACGUCAAGCUGGCUCUGGAUAUUGAGAUCGCCACCUACAGGAAACUCCUGGAAGGAGAGGAGAGCAGAAUUUCUUCUGGUGGAGCCCAAGCCACGAUCCAUGUGCAGCAGAGCACUAGCUCUAGCGGUGGUGGUGGUGGUGGUGGUGGUGGAUUUGGCUACGGAGGCGGAUCAUCAGGUGGAUUCGGAAUGGGUGGUGGCUCUGGAUAUGGAAUGGGCGGUGGCUCUGGAUUCGGUGGUGGCUCUGGAUUCGGUGGUGGCUCUGGAUUCAGUGGUGGAUCAAGCAUGUCCAGAUCCUCCAGGUCAACCGUCAGCUCCAAACGCUUUUAAGCAAAAGCAGCCCAACUCCAUCUUCUGCCUACCUGCACCUACGCCGACACCUAUUCAUCUCAGAUCAUCAAUGGUGCUAAACUACUAACCUGCAGCCCCCUUUUAGAAUUAGCCAACCAUGACAGGCUUAGUGUUUUUAAAUACUGGCAUGUUUGUUUUUGUUCCACUGGAUAAUGUUUCAGGGUUUUUUAUAACUUUCUAGCCAUCAUUCUCCUGACCACUGCCUUUUAUAUGCAGGUUAUGUCAAUGCCCUCUUAAUUGUUCUUAAAUGUAAACAAGAAAAUAAAACCUUAAAUUUGAAAGGACUGUAAAAUGCUUCAUCCCAACCUUUUUUGGUUUGUUUUGCUUUCUGCACUGACAUGUUAGGGUACAGAAAAACUAGUUAAACACUGAAGUCCACCAUAAGAACAUGACAGCAAGGGCCAUUGCAACACUAGAUAAGGGAUUUCUUUAAAUACAGGUCCAAAACAGCCCAUCUGGGUAAAAUUUUUGAGCUAACAGAGAUCUGCUUCCAUUAAAAAUUGCUCCACUUGUGUCAUUAAAAAAGUGUCUGACCUAAGUGUCUGACUUACUGAACUAAAGUCUGUUACAUUCAAUGUCAUCAUGGACCAGUGAUUACACUAUAAGCAGAUCUGCUCUGGUAAAAAGCACAUAACUAAUGGGCUACUGAGAAACACCCUGUCUAGACCAUGCAGUAUAACUUGCUGAUUUGGCAGCUGUGUGCCACCUAUAACACUCUAGCUCUAGAUGACCACUCCCCCUUAAAGCUUAAAUUGCCUUCAGAGCAAAAACAAGGGUCUUUGUCUCUUUCAGGCUGUGCCAGACCUGAUUUUCUUUCUAAUACAAAAAUGCAAGCAAAUGAUAGGACCAGAUUUAUUGUCAAUUGACUUUGUACCAUCUUAAAACCUCAAUGAUCUCAAUAAAUCUGAUAUCUUUA
Messenger RNA from Trichomycterus rosablanca, 2766 nucleotides. Its product is annotated as keratin, type II cytoskeletal 8-like. The transcript has 9 exons. Bases 219 to 1829 code for a protein of 536 amino acids. Gene Ontology annotation, molecular function: structural constituent of skin epidermis. Gene Ontology annotation, biological process: keratinization; intermediate filament organization. NCBI's taxonomy places the organism in Eukaryota, Metazoa, Chordata, Actinopteri, Siluriformes, Trichomycteridae. Gene Ontology annotation, cellular component: keratin filament. The record is from RefSeq and is a predicted model, not a curated record.